Messenger RNA from Physella acuta, 1105 nucleotides. RefSeq lists its product as uncharacterized. The record is from RefSeq and is a predicted model, not a curated record. Lineage: Eukaryota; Metazoa; Mollusca; Gastropoda; Physidae.
UACUUCACAAGCAGCAGAAAACUAACGAAAAACAAGAGAUCUGUGAAGAAUGGCGUUCCUCUGGGGUCUUACAGUCUUGAUGCUGAUGUCUUGCACAACCAGUACAGCAGACGACAAAGAAUACUCUGAAGCCUUUUUGAAACUUCUCUACGUUUUCAACGGGAAAUUUUCUGAUGGUCCUGUCGUGGAAGCUUACAAGAACGUCAAAAAACCAAAAGUUGACGUACCGAAACUUUUGUACGUGACGGCCACACCAGUAGAGAUCCCAGCACUUGCACCGGCAGUGACAUUCUACUACGAGAAAUAUGUUGAAAACAGUCUGUACCGCCGUUUGAUUCUGGUUUUCAAAGAAGAAAACGGACAGAUUUUCGCACAACCUUACAACAUCACUUCCCCUCCUAACGAUCUGUCCAAGCCUUUCACCAUUGACCAAGUCAAGAAGCUGACUUCAAAUGACUUGACCACAACAGACGCUUGUAAAAUCCAGUUCACUCGUAAGGGAGCCAACUCAUUCACAGCACUCUGGCCAGAUUGUAAAGUCCAGGAUAAUGGGGUUUUUCCAAAGUACCAUCUGACCUGGUCUUGCGACUCUCUGAUGGCAAUCAUUAGUAGCCCUAAGCAUCUUGAUUACACUACAUCACCUGUAGCUUUGAUCAGGGAAGCACCAAGGUAUCCUUUUCCAUCGUAUCUGAAGGCAGUGGAAGACAAUAGUUUCUGCCAGUAAUAUUUAUUUACUGAGGACCUGAUUGAGAAAACAGUCUUGGAGGUUUCGAAAAAAUGAUGUUGUGGAGAGUUUGUAGAAGUGGUGUAUUAAUUCUUAAUUUUAAUGUUUCAACUCACUAAUUUAACACUAGAAAUGACAACUAUUUAUCAAAAAUAUGUCUAGUAAAAUUAAGGUAAACCAUUCUUAAAUAAAAACUUGUUUGAGUUUUAAUAAUUCUUGAAUAAGGUUAAUUUCAUUACCCUAAAAAAUAAAGAGUAUUUUUUCAAUAAAUCUUAACAUCAGUAAUGUGAAUUUGUAAUUAGCAAAUACGGAUGUCAGUUAUUUUUGUCUCUACCGACUCUGUUGAACCUUGUUCCACUCAUUUACUUUUCGUUUACCUGU